GAUGAGUGAUCCAGAACCCUGCAGAAUUAAACAGGAAGAGACUGAAGAACUAAUAGAUGUGAAGGUGAAGGAGGAGAGCGAAGAACUGAGUGAAGAUGAGGAGAAACAUCAUGUCAAAACUGAAAUCGAAGCUCAGACAAAGACAGAAGAUAGUUUUGUAAUGGAAAGAACAGCUGUGAAAUGUUUCACCUGCACUGAGUGUGGAAAGAAUUUCAGCCACGCAUACAGUCUCGAGUGUCACAUGAGGAUCCACACUGGAGAGAAACCUUACAAGUGUUCAUAUUGCGAGAAGAGCUUCAAUUGGUCAGGAAACCUGAAUAUUCAUGAGAGGAUCCACACUGGAGAGAAAACACACAAAUGUGAUCAAUGCGGAAAGAGUUUCACGACACCGUCACAUUUUAAAGACCAUCAGAAGAUCCACACUGGUGUGAAAGAGUUUGAGUGUUUGACAUGCAAUAAGAAGUUUUUUACAUCCGGAGACUUGAAAAAGCACCAGAAGAUCCACACUGGAGAGAAACCGCAUGCGUGUUCACACUGCGACAAGAGAUUUACUACUUCAAGACAGCUGAAAAUACACGUGAGGAUUCACACUGGAGAGAAACCGCACAAAUGUACUCAUUGUGGCAGGAAUUUCACUCAAUUAUCACACCUUAAAGCUCACACAGGGACACACACUGGAGAGAAACUGUUCGUUUGUUCUCAGUGUGGGAAUAGUUUCACACGAUCAUCAGAUCUUAAAGAUCACAUGAGGAGCCACACUGGAGAGAAAACACACAAGUGUGAGCAGUGCGGGAAAACAUUUCUGAGGCCUUCAGCUCUAAAGAAACAUCUUGGAGUUCAUACAAAGGAGAAGCCUUAGGGUGCACUCACACUAUGCUAUCUGGGACGGGAGGGGGGGACAAGAGUGGACAAGUGUGAGUUCACCCUUAAGCCUGGUUUAUAAUUCUGCGUCAGGUGAUCGGCGUAACCCA
Danio rerio (zebrafish) is the source of this 971-nucleotide messenger RNA. NCBI's taxonomy places the organism in Eukaryota, Metazoa, Chordata, Actinopteri, Cypriniformes, Danionidae. The record is from RefSeq and is a predicted model, not a curated record.